AUUAUAUACACACUAGAAGCUAAGUACUAUUUUCUACUUUGAAAGUGUUAGCAUAUAUAGUUUGAGUCCUUGAUUAAUUUCAUGAACAUCAUGAAGAUGAAAAUGAUAUUAUCAUCAUUAAUAGGAUUAUUAUUAUUUUAUUGUUGUGUAAUCCAUUUAGUUUCAGCCCAACUUCAAGUUGGUUUUUACAAUUCAACAUGUCCACAAACUGAAACUAUUGUUAGACAAGCUGUGCAAAAUCAGUUCAAUAGUGACCCUUCCAUCACUGCAGCUUUGCUUCGCAUGCAUUUUCAUGAUUGCUUUGUUAGAGGAUGUGACGCAUCGAUACUCAUAAAGUCAACAGGUUCUAAGAAAUCGGAGAGAGAAGCUGGCCCAAACAAAACGGUACGAGGGUACGAGUUAAUCGAUAAAAUCAAGAAAACCCUAGAAACAUCUUGUCCAUCAACAGUUUCAUGUGCUGACAUAAUAACACUAGCAACUAGAGACUCUGUAGCAUUAGCUGGAGGCCCAAAUUAUCCAAUUCCAACAGGUAGACGUGAUGGGCUAAUUUCAAAUAUAGCAGAUGUAAAUUUACCAGGCCCAUCAUUAACAAUUCCACAAGCACUCCAAUUUUUCACAAAUAAAGGACUUACUUUAAAUGACAUGGUGACAUUAUUAGGCGCUCAUACGGUUGGAAUCGCACAUUGUAAUUUUUUCCAAGGUAGGCUAUCGCCCGUACCUGAUAAGACUAUGGAUCCUACGUUAGCGGCUCAACUAUUGAAAACUUGUACUAAAAGUUCUGCAACGGCGUUUCUGGAUCAAAAUACGUCGUUUAGUGUUGAUAAUGAGUAUUACAGACAAAUUACGUUACGUAAAGGUAUAUUGACGAUCGAUCAAGAGCUUACGUUGGAUAAGUCAAGUGCUCCAAUUGUUACAAGUUUUGCAGCUAAUAAGGAUGUAUUUAGCCAAAGUUUUGCAAAUGCGAUGAUAAAAAUGGCAAAUAUUGAUGUUUUAGUGGGGAGUGCUGGAGAAAUUAGGAAAAAUUGUGGGGUUUUUAAUCAAAAGGCUAAUCGCAAGGUUGUUAAUUAGGAAACAUAUGUUUUACUAUAAUAUUUAAUUUUAAGUGUACAAUUUUUAUUUUACUAAAAUAAAUAUAUAAGGCGUAUGUUUUUGCAUUAUUUUA
Messenger RNA from Solanum lycopersicum (tomato), 1162 nucleotides. Its product is annotated as peroxidase 44-like. The record is from RefSeq and is a predicted model, not a curated record. Gene Ontology annotation, cellular component: plant-type cell wall; plasmodesma. Gene Ontology annotation, molecular function: peroxidase activity; heme binding. Gene Ontology annotation, biological process: response to oxidative stress; hydrogen peroxide catabolic process. Lineage: Eukaryota; Viridiplantae; Streptophyta; Magnoliopsida; Solanales; Solanaceae.